AUGACGCCCGAGAAGGUGCUGAGGGAGGGGGUGCUGGAGAAGCGGAGCGGGGGGCUGCUGCAGCUCUGGAAGAAGAAGCGGUGCCUGCUGACGGAGAAGGGGCUGCAGCUCUUCGAGCCCAAGGGCUCGCGGCGCAAGGAGCUGAGCUUCGCCCGUAUGAAGGCCGUGGAAUGCGUGGAGUGGAAGGAGAGGCAUAUUUACUUCACGGUGGUGAUGGACGACAGCCUCGAGAUCGAUUUCCGCUGCGCGCAGGAGGACCCGGGCUGGAAUGCCGAGAUCACCAUGGGGCUGGUGCGCUUCAAGAACCAGCAGGCGAUGCAGGAGGUGCGCGCCCGGCACAGCUGCCGAGCAGUGGUGCAGCUGGACACAGCCCCGGUGGGACAGCCCGGGGAAUCACAGCUUCCCAGGAGUCGGAUGGAGAUGGCCCUUGGCUCGGCAGGUGCUGGAGACAACGGGAUCCCUGCGGGCAAGUGAGGUCACCGCUGUGCAGCCAGGGGACAAGGAGAGUGGCCCCAGGGACGCUGGUGCUGGCACUGGCUCCCCCUGUGCUGGGGCAGGACAGAAGCACCGCAAGAGCUGGGCUGGCACAGCCACCUCUCCUUGGCACAGCAGGGCAAAGGACACAGGCAGGGCCACCACCUGGUGCUUCAGACAAGGCAGGAGGUGACAUCCCUGCCUGGGGCUGUGCACCCUUCAUUCAGCUGGCAUGUGCAGACCUAGGUGCACUAGUGGGGACCCCAGGCCUCUCCUGCAGGACAGGGGAUGGAUGAGGCUGUCCCGGAAGGAUCCAUGCCACAGGGAGCUCUGCCUGUGUGACACUGACACUGGGACAGAUAUAUGUGGCUGAAUUUAAAAAGGGGCUGCUGGAGAGCUGCUGCUGCUGCAGCUGCAGCAGGGACCUCUCAGCAGGGCACUGAACCGACGGUGUGAUGACACAGCAGUGUUGCUGGACAUUGUCUCACCCUGGGAUGUCCUUGGGCUGUUGGGGGAUGCUGGGGACCCCAAUUCCCUGUACCAAAAGUGUCUCUAAACAGGACUUUCAGCUUCUUA
This is a messenger RNA of Sturnus vulgaris (Common starling), 1050 nucleotides long. RefSeq names its product pleckstrin homology like domain family A member 3 (gene PHLDA3). Gene Ontology annotation, molecular function: phosphatidylinositol phosphate binding. The record is from RefSeq and is a predicted model, not a curated record. Gene Ontology annotation, biological process: positive regulation of apoptotic process; intrinsic apoptotic signaling pathway in response to DNA damage by p53 class mediator; negative regulation of phosphatidylinositol 3-kinase/protein kinase B signal transduction. Lineage: Eukaryota; Metazoa; Chordata; Aves; Passeriformes; Sturnidae. Gene Ontology annotation, cellular component: plasma membrane.